Clarias gariepinus (North African catfish) is the source of this 2792-nucleotide messenger RNA. RefSeq names its product sulfite oxidase (gene suox). The record is from RefSeq and is a predicted model, not a curated record. Gene Ontology annotation, molecular function: heme binding; molybdenum ion binding; oxidoreductase activity. The coding region runs from base 210 to 1913 and encodes 567 amino acids. Gene Ontology annotation, cellular component: mitochondrion. The transcript has 5 exons. Lineage: Eukaryota; Metazoa; Chordata; Actinopteri; Siluriformes; Clariidae.
CUGAUUGGAGGUCAGGCUGCGGCUCCUCGUGCUCGUAGAAAUCAAGAAGCCGUACGGCCGCGUGCACGCGCGGGGUAAAUCAUCCACUCGGGCUAUUUAACAUUAACAAGGGAAAAAAAAAAGUCUCCACUCCAACAUUUUGAUGGUGUGCAGCGUCCUGUGGUGAUCACAGAAUUUCUCCCUCUGAAGACUUUAAACUCUCCAGUGCAAUGCAGUACCUUAGGCAUUGCAAAGGCUUCGCCCAUGUUUCAUUUUUUAUAGCUCCAAGGAAGCUGAAGAGCCCCAUUCCUGCAGUAUCUGUGUGGUCAGGUUUUCUUGCUCUGCGUUCGGGGAGCAGUAGCCAAGAUCACCACUACUCCAGGUUCAGAGGAUCAAAGUUCAGAUAUGCGAUAACUGGCCUGGUGGUCGGAACUGGAGCUGCGCUAGCGUAUGGUGUCUAUCACAAUAAGGCUGAGCAAGCAGCGAUUCCGGUGACUCAGUCAAACUCUCUGCCAGUUUACAGCCAGGAAGAAGUGACAGAACGCUGCUCCAUUGAAAAGGGUAUAUGGGUCACAUACAAAGGAGACAUCUAUGAUAUCACUAACUUUGUGGCCAUCCAUCCUGGUGGUGAUAAAAUCCUUCUAGCAGCGGGUAAGGAUUUAGAACCCUUUUGGUCACUUUAUGCCGUUCACGGACAAGAGCAUGUUCUGGAAAUCCUGUCUCAGUACAAAGUUGGAAUUCUUCGACCAGAGGACAGCCAAAAGACGAACAUUAAGUCUGCAGAUCCUUAUUCUACUGACCCUGCUCGUCAUCCUGCUCUCAAUGUGAACAGUUUAAAACCGUUUAAUGGAGAAUCACCACCCGCUAUUCUAACUGAUAAUUAUAUCACACCUUCGGCCAUCUUUUUCAAGCGAAACCACCUUCCUGUUCCCCGCGUGGAUCCUAAAACAUACAGGUUGAGGAUCGAGGGUCUACCUGGCGGGACAGUGUCUCUGAGUUUGAACGAUCUUAAGUCUAAUUUUCCUAAACAUACAGUAAUGGCGACCCUCCAGUGUGCUGGGAACCGGCGUUCUGAGAUGAAUAAAGUGAAGCAGGUGAAAGGUCUGAACUGGGGAAUUGGGGCAAUCAGUAAUGCUACUUGGUCGGGUGCUUAUCUAAGAGAUGUCCUAUAUCAUUACGGGUUUGGUCCAGAGGUGGCAGCUAAAGCACGACAUGUGCAGUUUGAAGGUUUAGAUGUGGAUGUGACAGCUACAGCAUAUGGAGCAUCAAUUCCAAUAAACAAGGCCAUAAGUGAAGAGGGAGAUGUCCUGUUAGCAUACGAAAUGAAUGGAGAGGAGCUCCCAGCGGAUCAUGGCUUCCCAGUCCGUGUCAUUGUUCCUGGAGUUGUUGGAGCCCGCAACGUCAAAUGGCUUGGCAAGAUAAUCAUUAGUGAAGAGGAAAGCCAGAGCCACUGGCAACAGAAUGACUACAAAGGCUUUUCACCAAACACUGAUUGGGACACAGUGGACUUUAAAUCAGCUCCUGCCAUCCAAGAACUUCCUGUUCAGUCAGCCAUCACAAAUCUGGCAGAUGGUUCGUCAGUAGAUCGAGACAUGGAGGAUGUGACUGUUAAAGGUUAUGCCUGGAGCGGCGGAGGAAGGGAGGUGGUGAGGGUAGAUGUCUCGUUGGACGGAGGGAAGACGUGGCACGUGGCCAAACUUCAGAAUGGUGAGAAUGAAGAAACCUCUGCACCUUCUCCUCCACCUGGUCAAGCUUGGGCCUGGAAACUUUGGGAAAUAUCAAUCCCCAUACCAGAUGGAGCUCAGGAGCUGGAGGUUGUUUGCAAAGCAGUUGACAAUAGUUACAAUACCCAGCCAGACUCCAUGGCGUCUAUUUGGAACUUGAGAGGGGUUCUUUGCAACGCUUGGCAUCGAAUCAGGGUGAAUGUAAAAUGAAUGUUUAAAAACCCAAAAUGUAAGUUUACUCAGGAAAACAUGUUUUUCAUACUUUAAAAAGUGUUUAGGUGUUUCAUCAUGACACCAUAAAGGGCUGUUUUAGCCUGAGGUAUUAGCUUCAUGCACUGAGCAUUCUACAAAACAGAAAGAGAUUGAGGCUCUGAGAUCACCAACAUUACAACUUUACAUUACACUGUCCAAAUAAAAAUUGCCAUUUCAGAAGGUUAAAUUUUUUGGGCUGCAGCAAGCAAAGGAAACAACUAAGGAAAUUGAAACUUGGUUAAGAAUUCCUCAACACACUAUCGAAACCUGGAAGUAUAGAGCUGAACUGUCAGCUUUUUAGAAGAACUGUGUGGAGGGUGUUCAAUGGAACACUUAAAGUUGCUGGUUAUGGCACUGUUUAAUGGUAAGUAUUUUCACAUGCACAAUGUUAGGUAAACUCUCAGUAUUGGGACUAAACAGCUAUGAGGCCAUAGGAAUACCACUUGUUAGUGAAUGAAAUCUUUUUCCCACUUAUCUUUGCCAAUUUCUAUUCAUAUGUGCCUGGUCAUGUGAGGAUUUUGCAUACAAUAGUUCCCUUAGACCCUUACAUAAUGGUAAUUACAAACAUAAGCCAAUAUUUAAUUUUCAUUGCAAUAGGUCAUUCGAUCAGUGGAAGCAGGCUGGUUUUGCUUUAAAAGACUUAACAGUUACAGUUCUGUGUUAGUGAUAAAAUGGUUGUGAUUACAUGUUCCAACACCACCAUAUAGGUACUGCUUAAACAAAGCAGCUCUUUGAACAGAAUUCUUAUUAGUUUUGUUAAAUGGCAUUCAACCUUACUUCUAAAUGAUCUAAUACAUUAUGUGCCCCCCCCCCCCCAAAAAAAAAAAAAUAAUAAUA